Messenger RNA from Rhodofomes roseus, 993 nucleotides. RefSeq lists its product as uncharacterized. Bases 1 to 993 code for a protein of 330 amino acids. The transcript is spliced from 3 exons. NCBI's taxonomy places the organism in Eukaryota, Fungi, Basidiomycota, Agaricomycetes, Polyporales, Fomitopsidaceae. The record is from RefSeq and is a predicted model, not a curated record.
AUGGGCUUCCACAACGGCGUUGAAGGCUACAGCAGGCUUGUUUUCACUGCAACAGAAGCACAAUUCAGCCUAGAGGAGGCCCUAGAAACAGCUUUUGACCAUUUCUGGGACCCCAGGAGCUUCCGGCAGGAUGCAGAGGAGGGGUUGGCUGGGGAGGAGAUGGAUCAGGACAUGGCAGAGGAGGACAUGGCAGAGGGGGUCAGUGCAGGGGAUCAUGAGGUCAGCAACACUGCAGAAGAACAAGAACAUGACAAGGCAGCUGCCAGCGUCAAGCCCAAACAGACACGUGACAAACUUUGUGCGCAUGCUAAAAAGAAGGCCAAGAAGGCCAAGAAGCUGCAGCAGGCAGCAGUUGUAUGGGAGGCAGUUCAGGAGAGCCACGUCAAAUGCGAUGUGAGGCGGAGUUGGGCACACACCAAGGUGUGGUGGCAGGAGAUGCGCGGGAAUGGGUCGUCCACCGCAGCAAGUACAAAGUGGUCACGGCAGUGCCAUGUAAUCUCUGCGGAGGCUAUCCAGUCAACAGUUGAACUGGACUGCUUGCCGGUCACAAGCACUGGCUACUCAGCACGGCGCAAUGAGACCAAGGCGGGUAUAGGACAGCACGAGGAGCCAACCCUGGAAAGUUUGAUUGAGCAAGGAUUUGAUUACAUGGAGUGGGAUGGAAUGACUGCUGUGCCCAUUCUCGACCAUGAAGGGAGGGUGAUUGCCCUUCUUGCUGGGCAUCCUGCAGAUGCAACCUGGCAUAAGGUCACAGAUGACCUAAUCAAUGACCUCAAGGCUUUGGAGAGAGAUUUCAAACUGGAGAAGAAGCACAGUGAGCAUCAACGAGGUGAUGUUGUUGCAGUGGACUUUGGGAUCUCAUUCAGUGGGGGCCAGACUGAACCGCGCAACCUCAGUCAGCUUUCCUCCAACAUCCCAGUCAUCGCCAACUUCAUUUGCUCCAAAGCUUGGCAGUGCUUCCAGCGAUUUGGCAGUUCUUGCAUGGAGACUUGA